Molecule: messenger RNA, 2608 nt
Organism: Arvicanthis niloticus (Nile rat)
Lineage: Eukaryota; Metazoa; Chordata; Mammalia; Rodentia; Muridae
Gene: Znf280c
Product: zinc finger protein 280C
Biological process (GO): regulation of DNA-templated transcription
Molecular function (GO): RNA polymerase II cis-regulatory region sequence-specific DNA binding; DNA-binding transcription factor activity, RNA polymerase II-specific
Source: RefSeq, a predicted model, not a curated record
UUCAAUCCCAGGGACCCAUAUGUUGCUUCUUCAAUUUGAUGGAUAAAGACAACUCUGUUCAAGAAAAAAGGUUGUUUAUCCCCUCUUGGAAAUUAGAUAACUCAAAAAUGGCUGAACUUUUCAUGGAAUGUGAAGAAGAAGAGUUGGAACCAUGGCAGCAGAAAGUAGAAGAAAGUCAAAACAAAGACGACGAUGAUGAGUUGAUCUUUGUUGGAGAGAUAUCAAGUUCCAAACCAGCCAUUUCAAAUAUUUUGAACAGAUGUAGCCCUGGUUCAUCUUCAAAGGGACUGAAGAAUGGCUCAUUCAAUCCAGCUAUUUCUAAUAUAUUCAAGCCUACAAAUCAACACUACAGAAAUCCAUCAUCUAAUCCACUGGUUGCUUUGCCAAGCUUUCAUCCUGCACCCAAAUCUUCAGAGAGUUCUGACGUUCAGACUGUGUCUAAACCUAACUUUACAAAGACUUUAUUAGAAGAUGAUUCAGGUGCUUCUUCUGUCUUACAGCUAGACUCAAGCAAGGAUAUACCAUCCUCCAACAUACUGCAAAAGAGUACAGGUGUCGAUCAUACUUUAGGAUUAAAACAUCCUUCCACUUCCAAUGUAAACAGUGUUAUUCCAAAAAAGCCAAAAACUAAUGCAAGCAUUUCGGAAACAAGCCCCUACUCUUCAUCUUCUUUAAGUGAGGCUCCUGCAGAGGCCUCUUCCCAAGUUGUACUAUCAAAUAUGAAUACCUCAUCAAUUCAGUCUGCAACUGGAUCACCUUCACUAAAAUCCUGUCCAAAGUGCAAUGUUAAGUUCAGUCUUUUGGAUCCUUUGAAGUGCCACAUGAAGCGUUGCUGCCCAGACAUGAUAAAUAACUUUCUGGAAACUCUCAAGUCAGAAAAUUCAAAGGCUACAAGCAGAGCUAACAUUGACUCAGAUAAAGAAAAAUUGAUCAUGCUAGUUAGUGAUUUUUAUUAUGGAAGGCAUGAAGGAGCUAUUGAGGAAGACCAGAAGACUCACACAACUUUUAAAUGCUUCAGUUGCACAAAAGUUCUUAAAAAUAAUAUUAGGUUCAUGAACCACAUGAAACACCAUUUGGAAUUUGAAAAACAGAACAAUGAGACCUGGGAAAGCCAUACUACAUGUCAGCACUGCUACCGGCAGUACCCCAACCCCUUCCAGCUACAGUGCCACAUUGAGAGUACACACACUCCUCAUGAUUUUUCUACUAUUUGCAAAAUCUGUGAAUUGUCAUUUGAAACGGAGCAUAUGCUUUUACAACAUAUGAAGGACACUCAUAAACCUGGUGAAAUGCCAUAUAUUUGCCAGGUUUGCCAGUUUAGAUCAUCAAUAUUUUCUGAUGUAGAAAGUCAUUUUAGAUCGUCUCAUGAAAACACUAAGAACUUGCUAUGUCCGUUCUGCCUCAAAGUUAGUAGAAUGGCAACCCCUUAUAUGAACCACUACAUGCGUCAUCAGAAAAAAGGAAUUUAUCGUUGCCCAAAAUGCAGACUACAGUUUUUGACUUCCAAGGAGAAAACAGAACAUAAGUUAGAGCAUCGUACGUUUAUAAAGCCUAAAGAACUAGAAGGAUUGCCUCCUGGAACAAAAGUUACCAUUCGAGCUUCAUUAGGAUCUAGUCAGUCAAGAUCAUCAAGCCCACCUUCUAGUACUGUCCUAAGCACUUCUCUUCAGCUCUCAGUUCCAAAAUCUAAAAGUACAACUACUAAGAACAACUCAAAAGCAUCUGCAAAUAAAGUUACCACAACUAGCCCUCAAACAAUUUCAACCACGACUGGUAAGCCCAAUGCAAGUAAGCCAGGUACAGGUACAAGUAAAUCCAAAGCCAAGCCCUCCUCCAAGCAAAAGAGACAGCGCACCAGGAAAAACAAGUUCAGCAUAGAUUUGAAGAACUUAAGGUGUCACCAGGGAAGUCACACAUGUAUUGAGUGCCAUUCCAAAAUAAAAGAUUUUUCAAGCCACUUUUCUACAUAUAUAAAUUGUGAUUUUUGCAAGUAUACCACUAACUGUAACAAAGCCUUUACAAAUCAUAUGAGCUCUCACAAUGACCACCCAAGUAAGCAGCUUUAUAAUUUUAAGAAGCAUUCACGAGCUCUCAGGGGCAUCACUCUAGUGUGCCUUAAAUGUGACUUCCUAGCUGAUACUCCUGGCUUAGACCGUAUGGCUAAACACUUAAAUCAACGUAAAACUCAUACUUGCCAAGUUGUAAUAGAGAAUGUUACUGAGAGAGCCGUACCUUCUGAAUCCACUUCUGAUGGCUUGUUCAAGUAGAUUCCUGCUCUAUGAAGCUCGUGCAACCUGGUGCAAGACAAGUUGGAAUUUCCUAAGUUCAAAGUUCUGCAGUGUUUGCUUUCACAAAUCCAGUUUCCUAAGUUCAAAGUUCUGAAGUGUUUCCAUGAAGGCAGUUAAAGUUCACGACACUAGCUCUUAGUAGCCAGCUCUUUUCAGCUUUCAGAUGGCAGUAGACUGGAUUCCAUCUUAUCUUUGUGUCAGGUUAACAUAUGUUACCAUGUGCUUUUCUUCUCCAGUCGGCUCUGGAGAAGGAACCUUAGUUACUGUAGCCUAUUUUUACUUUGUUUCAGAUAAUUUGUAUUUUUCUCUGCUGUACUUGC